Molecule: messenger RNA, 4729 nt
Organism: Hippopotamus amphibius kiboko
Lineage: Eukaryota; Metazoa; Chordata; Mammalia; Artiodactyla; Hippopotamidae
Gene: FAM217A
Product: family with sequence similarity 217 member A
Exons: 4
Coding region: 2898-4379 (493 amino acids)
Source: RefSeq, a predicted model, not a curated record
UUAAUCCCGCUGCAAACCCAGCGCCUGGCUGAGGCGAUGGCCCGCUUUUAAAUUCCAGAGAACUCGACGUGUUCUUCCGAGUUUGUGCUGUAUCCUCCUAGCGGAUACCCUCUCGUUUCUCGCUCCAGGCCUGCCUUUGCUCGCCUUCCGUCCCUGCGAUCUUGCGCUCGCCCGUGGCCGGCCCGCCUUUUCUGUCGCGCUCGCCCGCGGGUUCCAGGUGGCUUCCCGGUGGCUUCCCGUGCCCACCCCGCGCGCCGCACAGCCCCCCUCCCGCUUUCCUAGUAUGCGGCUCACCGCCGGGAGAUGGGCAGCCGAGGUCCGCGCCUUCUCUGAAAGCAGCCCCGCCCUUAGGCUCAGCGCGCCUUGCCCCACCCCCGAGCGGGCCUUGAGGAGACGGGGGAGCACGAUGGGGAGGCGGGGUGCGGAGAGCAGCGGCCCCCGCCUGCGCGCGCCCGUGCGGCCGGAGCUACGGCACCCGCGGGCCCGGCGUGCGGGGCGCGCGGCCCCCGAGGUCCAGGCCUCGCCCGGCGGAAGCGCCCUGCCGCGUCCCCUGCUGCUUUCUCCCUGGGAGCAGUGGGUUCUUUUCCCAUUUAGGUUACUACUGAGUAUUGAGCAGGGUUCCCUGAAAAUUUUUAUGUCUUUUAACAAAGGAAAAGCGAACCAGCUUCUCAGCAAAUCUCCAAACAUUUCUGAUUGCAGUUGGAUUUCGUGCAACAUGCCACCUUGAUCCAUCAGGCAGGGCGCAGCUUUUUAAUUUGCUCACUCGUGUUUGGUGAAAAAUACUGGUAAGGCAGGUGGAUAUCAAAUAGUACAGGCAGUGGCCGCCCUGUAGGGGAGUGUGCAGUCUGGCUGACUUCAUGGGCGGCUGACAGCCUUCCUCGCUGGCUGGUGAGUUGGGCUACUUUUAUUCUAUGACCCCGAAGGCGCAGUUUUCAUCAGCUCCCCUUUAUCAUGUUAAUGUAAGGCUGUUUCUCUCACAGGUUACUUUGUACCUUAGGGAACCGGGAUUACAGAGCUGAGAGAAGCUUGAGAAUCUGUCAGGAGGCUUUAAAAAUACAAACACCUGCCCUCAUCGUACUGACUCGGAAUCUGUGCUAUUUUUUGCAGCUCUCCUUUUUAAAGAGCUCUGCUGGUGAUUCUCAUGCAGACACUAGGUCCAAUGCACGUUAUCUCAGAGAUCAGAGAAUUUUUUUCAUUUUAUUUUUCAUAAAAACCUCCAGAGAAAGAUAGUCUGCAGCCCGCAUCCCAGCAUUCAACUCUCCGUCCUGUCAAGAGAUAACUUCCUUGUGUAUCAGUUACACCCUCAACCUCUAUUUAAGCUUGUUUGUCCCUGUUUCUCCGUAGUGCAGACAUGACACCUAAUACUACCUAACAUUUCAUGGGUAUAGUGCUUAGAGUUUAGUUUACAAAGGAUUUUCUCAUUUGAGAUUAAAAAACGACCGAGUUCAUCCCUCCAACAUCACUUUUUAAAAUAAACUGCUCACCCCUUCAGGUUCCCUUUUCCAGGGUAAAUUAUUUCAGCCUCUCCUGCACACACCCUUCCGGGAUAAAUUAUUACAACCCUCUCCUGCACACACCCACCCUUCUUGCCCAUAGCUGUCAGCACAGUGUCUGAAACAUAAAUCCUCAGGAGACAUUGUACCUUCAUGUUUUGCCUUAAAAAAAUGUUUCCUGAGUGUUUCUCAACAUCUGGAGUCCAGAGUGAGAGGUGGGCUGGUCAGUGUUGAAUAUGUGAGAAUUGGGGUUGAUGGAAAGACUCUUCUAGGCUUUCAGAUCUGGUAUUCAGAUACAUAAACUCUGGUGGAGGUGCCAUUCUGAACUGGACAUUUUGUCAUAUUUUUAAAAUCAGGUUCGAAAACUUGCAUGCCAUCAUUUUUAACAAAAUGUGAAUGAAGUCAUACAUUCUUGUAAAAGCCCUUCCAUUUCCUAGGAGGUGCUGUCCCGCUGGUGACAGUUCCAUGAGAACACUGCCCACUCCUCAUGAGUGUCCUUAUGGGGGGGGGUCGUGGAACUUUGUGCCUUUUGUCAUAUUUUAACCAAGGGACAUGUAAAAUUAUGUACUUGAGCUUUUAAAAUUUCCUCACAUUGGUUAUCCUAAAACAAAUAUUGUUUUAGAACUUAUCUCACUGGAGUUUGGAUACAGAAGUACCAGUUCCCGAAAAUAAAAACCUCCCACCUGGAGGGGAUGGUGCCGCAGGUGGUAAGAAAUCCUCGAUGUGUCUAUUUUUAUACUAAUAUUUAUAAAUAUGUGAAAAUUUAUAUUCCUAUUUAUAAUAUGAAUGACCACUCAUAUUAAAGGGGGCUUGUUUUGAAUAUCACCAGUUUUAUGUAACUAUUAAUUGUCAUUUUCUUCAUAUGCAUUCUUUCAGGCAAAAUUAACAAGGUAAGGAUAAACGUUUGGUUUUAGAUAAUUCACAGAACAUUUUAACAUUGUAUGUAUGUUCCUUAAUGGAGAUUUCUUUCCUCAAAGUUAAACUUUAAAAUUUUAUUUCUAUAGAGCUCUUCAAACAGGUCAAAGCCUUUAUGUACUCUCUUACAAGGCUGCAAAUUGGCCAUAAAUAUUUUACUAUAUUACUUUUUUUCAACAUAACAAUAUUAUAAAUGGAAAUUAACACUGCAGUGAAGAUAAUGUUUUCUGGUCACUGCCAAAAGGGAAGUGGUGUCAACUCUUAAGAUAUCUUGAAGCAGUUGAAAUGGUUAUAUUUUGUUUUCAAGUAGUGAAAAAAUUUAAUCUUUCAUUUACUUUUUUUGAUCAAAAUAUAAGUUAACUAUUAAUAAAAUAAAGACAAUCUUAAUGAUAUCCAAGGCUCAUUAGUUAACACUGUUUAGUGAUAUUUGUAAACAGAUUAUACUAAUUCCGACUGAGGUCAGUAAAAACCGAUACCUGUAUAUAUCUGAUGGAGUAUUACAGGACUUUACUAUGUAUUGCUUGGUUAGAACAAGAAUUAUACAUUCUUAGAACGAGAGUUGGGAACAGAGAUGCGGUGUGUUUAAAAGUCUUCUGCUGCUUUAUAGAACCAUUUGGAAAUCCCAGUAGAGCAACUCAUGCUGGAACUGGCUUUGUCAGAACCUGCUCCCAAAAGAACACAGAUGGGAAUAGUAAACAAGGGGCGUUCCAGUUAUGGAGAUAUCCUCUCAACGAGGGCAGUGCCACAGAGAACAGGGAUUUCAAAAAAUCUUCAAUGGAAAUUGGCUGUAAUGUGACCACUAAUCCCGUAAGACUCUUCGGUGUGAACCACUCACCAGCAAGUGCUUCAGUGGACAAGCCAGUUGCCUCCUGCCCUGCCCUGCAGACGUCGUUAAGUCUCUGCUGGCCGUGUGCAGAUGGAGACUUUUUUAAGGACAGAAAUGAGCCUCACAUUAAUUUAUGCUCAACUCUAGAAAACAACAGUGGUGCAAUUUUAGAUGCUCCAAAUUGCAAUCUGAAGUAUGGAAACAGCAGUGUGGAAGAAAAUGCAACAGAUGAAAGUGAUUUAUCAGAAAAUGAAAAAGCAAAUGAUACUUUACUCAGCUAUUUUAAAAAGAUGGACCUGAACUUAAAGCCAGAAACAAUAGAAAAUGUUGAAGACUUUUUCACGGAAGAACUGAGUGAAGUGUUUCCAUACCCUGAUUUUCUGCCCCCUCCUUUCAAUACCCUGGACUUGCACAGAUUAGCCCUCUCAAAAUCUGAAAGUUGGAAAAUGACGAUGGAGCCUCCAGACAGCUCUCUGGAGCAUUUGAUAACUCGUUUACUGGACAUGGAAAGAUUGCAGCACGUGACUAUUCAAAGAGAAAGGCCGAGACUGCAGACGUCCUUCUGUGCUCCCUUAGUCACCGAACGACCCUCUUCCUCCAAAGCUAUACCCAAAAUGAGACAGCCCAAACCUUCUGACUCUGUGGGUCUUCAGACAACUUGUGUAGAGAAAAGUCAUGAGAAAAGGAAAAACAGUUCUGGUUCUUACAAGCCUCAGUACAGUGCUCCCAGGUGGAGCUGGAGCCGUGCUGGCAAGUGCAGGUGGGAUUCUAGGGCAGCUCCGAGAACCUCACCCGCUCCAAAGCAGGUGGCUGCAGCCUGUGACGACAUUCAGAAUCCCAGAGUCUCCACUGUAAACCCAUGCCAAGCAUUCCCAGCCAAGCCUGCUCCUGCCCAGAUGACCCAAUUGCUGGUUAAAAUGGUCUCAACCAGAUGUCUGCCACCAAAGUCUCCUACACCAGUUUCACCUGUUCCUCUGCCUUUCCCCGAAAACCAGAGGGAAGAAAUUAAGGCACCACCAAGGACCAAAAAGAAACUUUACCGAAAAGACAUGGUCCUGAACAGACCAUUCUGUAUUCAGAAGCUAACCUGUUUAUCGCCUUUGUUGAUAGCUAAGGAUAAGUGCUCACCCACUGACCAAAAAUAACUCUUUUCUUUCCUGCAUUUCAACGUUAGCGAAUCUAUUCCAAGAAGCCCGGCUAAAACAUGAUUCCUUGUUCCGAGAUACAGGUAUUACACACACACACACACACACACACACACACACACACACACACACACACACACACACACACACAGAUUCCUGGGUGUACUGUGGAAUGGAACUUGUGAGAGUCCCAGCUGAGAUAUCUGCACAUAAACCAAGGGCUUCCCUGGUGACAUAUUUGAGUCUCUUACAUGUUAUGUCUCAAAGGAAUGUUUCACUUAGAAAACUAUUCAAGAUGGUUCUUUUGUUGUGAUUCUUUUCCAGUGUAAUUCCACCAUCAAUAAAUGGUA